Messenger RNA from Cryphonectria parasitica EP155, 1590 nucleotides. RefSeq lists its product as uncharacterized. The transcript has 8 exons. The record is from RefSeq and is a predicted model, not a curated record. Gene Ontology annotation, cellular component: membrane. Lineage: Eukaryota; Fungi; Ascomycota; Sordariomycetes; Diaporthales; Cryphonectriaceae. Gene Ontology annotation, molecular function: metal ion transmembrane transporter activity. Gene Ontology annotation, biological process: metal ion transport; transmembrane transport. Bases 125 to 1468 code for a protein of 447 amino acids.
AACAGAAACAGAAAAAAAGAGGAAGGCGAAAGAGAGCGUGGGUGAAGGAGCCGCCUCAUUGAGAUUCCAAAACCCAAAGAAACUAGGACUCUAUCUGAGGCAGGUAGCACGUGUUUGGAAGGCAAUGGAUACCCAGGCGGAUGAGCUUCUGGUCGAAUAUGGCUUGAAGGAGGAGAAAGGAAAAGAGAAGGCUGUGUACGGCCCUCCGCUUCAUAUUCGUCGAACACUAGAUCAGGCAUACUUCAUGACUUUAAAGGAUACCUCGAAGCGUGACCGCGACCAAGUCGUGUACCGAGCAACAAAGACGCCUUGGUUCAAGGCGGGAGGCGUCACCCGCGUCAUGAUGGUCGACCAACUAUGGCUAUGGAUAUUGGAUGAUUAUACUAUCAUCACCGCCUUUCCGAGGCGUUGGGGGCGGAACAAACCCGAUUCUUCUGGAAUUCACAAGAGCCUUCGAGAAAGGUUAGCCACUGUUGAUACGGAAAUCCUUUCUGUCUGGCAUCUCGCACUGCUCAUCAUUGACCAAUGUUCGAGGGUCUUCUUUGACCGCACCAUUCCCUUGGACCUGCGGCCAGAGGUUAUGGACAUCUUUGCGGAAGCCAUUGGAAAUGUGAAUGACCGCACAACCAGGACUUUUGAGGCCUUCUGGGAGGCCAUGAAGAAGAUGACCCAAGAAAGGGAUACCUGGAAAAAUUGCCUCAACAUCCACCCAGCAGGCAUGCUAUUCCGCGAAGCUCAAGAUAUUGCUGAAGAACUUCGAAUCAUGAUUAUCAUAUAUUCGCAGCAGAUUGACGUCAUGAAAGAUUUUCACAAGCACCUGGGUAAAUUCUCGCAGAACGGCUUCCACGGCGAUGCAUCAGAAUCAGCUGGUCUAAUUUCCCCGGAAGAAAUGGAACAUGUGAACGAAACUAUUGAGAAGAUGAAUAACCGGCAGUUUGAGAUUGAAGAGAUGGAGAGAGCAGCCAGAAGGACUUCCGACGAUUUGAAAGAGAUCUUGGCAUUGAAGCAGCAGCAGGCAAGUAUCAUUGAGGCUAAGUUGGCCUUGACCAGAUCCGACGAGAGCAUACGACAGGGCCAGGCUGUCAUGGCAUUCACCAUUAUGACAGUCAUCUUCUUACCACUUGGCUUUUUCACGUCUUUCUUCGGCAUGAACAACUCACUUACCGGAGCGGAUUGGAUGACACUUGGCCAGCAGUGCUUAUAUAUGUUCCCUCUUUCCAUACUGUUCACAGCAAUAGGUCUCGCCAUUGUCUUCAGACGCCUUCACAAUCCUGGAAAGCCAUGGAACAGUAGACCCUACUCCCUGUCUUACAAAGGGCCGAGCCAAGUUCUUCCCCCAUCACCGGUGCGGGAUGAAGGGAGAAGCUUACUUGACUUACAGAGAGAGAUGGGUCGAUACAGGAUCGGAGUUCAAGGUCUCUUCAGGAGACGCAACGCUUCCUCUCCGGAGGGAAAGCAGACGGUAUGAUGACAUGAGAUGAGAAAGACUGGAAUGGGAAUUUUGAAGGAUAGUUUUGGGAGAAGAGAAAGUAUUGGCGGGGCUUUUGUGUCUUACUAUUACCAACGCAAAUUAUCUCUCUAUUCCUACGU